Molecule: messenger RNA, 3076 nt
Organism: Apis dorsata (giant honeybee)
Lineage: Eukaryota; Metazoa; Arthropoda; Insecta; Hymenoptera; Apidae
Gene: Eb1
Product: microtubule-associated protein RP/EB family member 1
Exons: 8
Coding region: 486-1622 (378 amino acids)
Biological process (GO): regulation of microtubule polymerization or depolymerization; protein localization to microtubule plus-end; spindle assembly
Cellular component (GO): microtubule plus-end; microtubule organizing center; spindle midzone
Molecular function (GO): microtubule plus-end binding
Source: RefSeq, a predicted model, not a curated record
AAUAUAAAAUAGACUUCGCAAAAUGAUACACACCUUGUGAGUCAGGAUUAAACAUUUUAUCUUUUCUGUUAACGGCUAUCACGAAUUCUUCGAUUUUGAACAUAUCUCGGAGCAACGAACUUCUUUACCGGUGUCUGAAAUCUCUAAAGUGUGUUCGUUUGUUAAUUCCAUUGACAGACGCAUGAAAAUUUUGUUGCUACGCGGUCGAUUCGAUAGAAUAGCAAGAUCGAAUACGUGGUAAAAAUAAGUGUGUUUGAGAAAAAGCACAAAAGAAAAAUAUUCGUAAUAAUUGUUCGAUUUUUUGGUGAAAUAUCUAUUGCAGUACAUGUGUAUCGUCCAAUCAUUAUCGAAGAAACCGUUAGAAAUUUCCGUUGUAUGCGCAUUUGAACGAUCUAGUAUACAUUUGUCAUUUGCGUGCGGGAACCACUCCCGAUUGGUGUUACGGUGUUUCCGCGAUACUCGUUAUUUAAAAGAAGAAUACAGAUAUGGCUGUUAAUGUUUAUGCAACAAAUGUGACAACUGAAAACUUAAGUCGACAUGAUAUGUUGGCAUGGGUAAAUGACUGCCUUCAAUCAUCAUUCACCAAGAUUGAAGAAUUAUGUACUGGAGCUGUUUAUUGUCAAUUCAUGGACAUGCUUUUUCCUGGAAGUGUGCCAUUGAAGAGGGUCAAAUUCAAGACUAACCUUGAGCAUGAAUAUAUACAGAAUUUUAAAAUUUUACAAGGUGGUUUCAAAAAGAUGAAUGUAGAUAAGGUAAUACCAGUGGACAAAUUGGUAAAAGGCCGCUUUCAAGACAAUUUUGAAUUUCUACAAUGGUUCAAGAAAUUCUUUGAUGCAAAUUAUGAUGGCCGCGAGUAUGAUGCUUAUGAAGCACGUGGUUGUAUACCAUUGGGUUCUGGUGUUGAUGGAACUCAUAAUUUGUCAAAUCCUCAAUUGGUACCUUUACCACCUCAAUCAAAACAGACGCAAAUGCAGCAAAAGCAUACACAGCAACGUAAUAUUACCCCUCGUCAACAGGCUGGAUUUUCUUUAAUCUUCAUACUAUAUCAAUGCUUUUUUUUUUGCAAUCAUUUACAGAUUGUUCCAAUUGAUAAACUGGUGAAAGGCAGGUUCCAAGACAACUUUGAGUUUUUACAAUGGUUCAAGAAAUUUUUUGAUGCAAACUACUCGAGAACAGAACCAUACGAUGCACUUGCUAUGCGAGGAGGAGAGCCCAUGGGUUCUGGUGGAAGUAAUGCACCACAUGGCACUAAUACAAAACGCACUACUCCACGUGAUGUAAAUUCGGCUAAACCGGCUGCUCGUAUUGUUACCAAAGCUCCAGCUCAUCGUCCACAAGCGAAAACAGGAGUUGGCAACCGCGGCGAAGCUGGAAAAGUUGAAGAACUCAGUGCACAGGUGAUGGAAUUAAAAAUGUCUUUGGAAGGAUUAGAGAAAGAAAGAGAUUUCUACUUUGGAAAAUUACGUGAUAUCGAAGUUAUGUGCCAAGAUUGUGAUAACGGAGAUCCUCCACCAAUAGUCCAAAAAAUAUUAGAAGUCCUUUAUGCGACAGAGGAAGGAUUUGCACCACCAGAAGAAUUGGAAGGAGAUGGUCUCGCGCCCGAUGACGAGGAAGAAUAUUAACUUUACAUUUUGUACAAUCAUUAUAAAAAGUACGACAGCAAAUUGUCCAAGUGCGUUUCAGUUUAUUAUCUAUUUGUGAGCCAGUAUCAGUACCCUUCGCAUAAUUGAUAAGCUACUUUGUAAAGCUAUUUAAGCAUUUUCGCCUUCAUUUCGUUACAAACGUUCACCGAGAGUUCAUUAAAAGAUUCGCACGUAUAAUUAGGAUAGAAAGUACGUUAAAUAAUGCACUUGAAUAACUUGUACUCUACGAAAAGUAAUUAUUAAGAAUGAAAACAGAAUUAGCAGUUCAUAUAUUGUCAUAGUUCUUUAUCGUAAUUAAAAUAACGGUAGAGCUUUGAACAUCGACAAAUCUCAAAAUACGAAGGAAAAAAUGAACAAAUAUUUUUGGAUGCAGAUUACCUGACAAGUUGUCUGAAUCCAGUUUGUUAUACAGUAAUUUUAUGUUAACUAUGUUCAAUAAUGUGUGAGUGUUUUUUUGUUUGUAAAUGCACUAUUGUUUUUAUCGAUAAAUAGAUGAAAUCUCGUCGGUUUGUCCUUUCGUACCUUGUAGUUCUCCAAAAUUAUAGAUUGUAUGAACGCAUAAUCUAUAGUAUAACUGUUUCAAACCUGUUUCCAAGUCAUUGUUAACAUUUAUUUGCAUCGAUCAUAAAUGUAAAACGAUAUAUGAUGUAUGUCGAAAACUGAUUCACGAAACGCAUUAAAUUGAAUUUCCUAAGUUUUAUACAUACCUUCGAUUUUUUCUUCUUUUUUAACUUAAUGAAACAAUACAUACAUUAUGUUUCCAUAAAAAAAUUGUAAAACUCGUAGAAAUGAUUGCAAUUUAAAAUCUAAACGAGCGACACAAUAUGGAAAUAUAAAUAAAAUAUAAAUAAUCAUCGAGAAAUAAUAUGAUUACGAAUAAAUGAAACGACGACGAUAUUCAUUUCUGUUUCCACUAUAUUUUGGAGAUGCGAAAGAUUGUUCGAUUUGGACAUUGGAUUUUGAAUCAAUGCGCCUGAUUCAUUUUUGCAAAGAUAGUAAUUUAUUUCACGCGAGUAGAUACGCGAACAUCUUCGUAUCUCCAUGAUCCGUCUUUCAGAACGAGAAUGGCCUUAAAAAGCAGCGAUAAACUUGAGAUUACAGACGAAAUACUCGAAUUAUUUAGAGAGCAAAUGCAAAGUGUAUCUCUCAAAGUAAUACGACAUAAUUGAUAAAAAAAUUACGUUGCAAGCGCAAAGAAACGCUUAGCUUUUGAACAGACAACAAAUGAAACAAUUAAAAAAAUAAAUGAAUAAAUAAAUAGAAAUAAAAAUGAAGAAAAACUAACGAAGAAAAUUUAUAAAAUUGUAUGAUCGGAGAAUGAGUGAAAGAUAACGAGCGAAAGAGAUAAAAAUCAAGCAAGCAAAAGUAAGCAAAAUUAUACACAUAUUAUUUGCUAAGUUUGCGAUGUAGCUUGGCACGUGUAUUUUAAAAAA